AUGGCCGACAUAUCAAGCAUGACGCCAGAACAGUACCUGGAGUACAUCAAUGGGCCGGCCGCCAUGCCACCCGAUGGUGAGAUGCCAGACUUCACAAGAAUUGACAACGAGAACGGGAUAGCCACCUUCGUUCUGAUCUUCAACAUUACCAUACCAACAAUCUUCACCUUGUUUUACGCAUAUGCCAGAGUCUUUGUGUACAAGGACUUCGUUCAUUCGGAUGUGUACUUUUUCUUCUCGUACGCAUUGUUCAUUUGCUUCUGUGCAUUUGCCUUCAAGAUUAUGCAUAGCUUUGGAUUCCAUGUCAAUCAGUGGGAUUUCAUGGUAAAAGAGAUGCCCCUAUUUAUGGCAGACACCUUCACCUCCACCAUUUUCUACAUCCUCGGUGCCAUGUUCUGCAAGAUUGCGAUCUUGCUACAGUGGACUCGAAUUUUCACACCAAGAGGAACGCGAACGGACCGAAAGCGCAAAGUCAUGUUUUGGUUAUCCAUGUUUGCCAUCUUCUUCAACCUUGCAUACCACCUCGUCGCUGUCCUCACCGUCAUUAUCCCGUGUGCUCCAUUCUACGGCAAUGAUGAGCGCGGCGCGCAGCUCUUUACAUGCGUGCCGGAAAUAUACUUUGACUUCAUCGAAGCUUGCCUCAAUGUCGCUUUAGGGUUCCUCAUCAUGGCUAUUCCACAGCAGGUUAUUUGGAGCCUUCAAAUGCCGUUUAGAGAGAAGCUCGGUAUCUCCAUACUCUUCUUCAUUGGUGUUGGUGCGAUUGGUGUCGCCAUCGCCAGAGUCGUCGUUUGUGUUCAAUGGUUCAGGGACAGAGGCAUCUUUGGAGAUGCUGACCCCACGACUGUCAACUCUACGUAUGGCAUGGCAGAUCAACUGUACAUCAUCACCGUUGAACAGGCUCUCCAUAUCCUCAUCUACACCCUACCGGCAACUCCCAAGGCUAUGAAGAGCUUGGGCGUCACGAGGGUGUUCUCGUCCAUUGGAUCCUCCUUUUCCACUCUCGUUCCACUGCUGUCGAAGAGUAGAGAUACCUUAUCGUCUUCGAACAAACGCUCGGACAAGCAUCUCAAGCUGUCUGGAUCGGAAGCCGACGAGGCCGUUCUUAUGAGCCUCGAGAGUUAUCCUGCAUCGACGCGGAUUGAUUCGUCACAUGGGAGAGAUGUUAAGGGGAAGCCUUCUAUGAAUUCUGUGCGGACAGACUGGUCCAAAAGAUCGGGUGAACCUCCCAGGACCAUGGCAAGGCCUUGA
This is a messenger RNA of Clonostachys solani, 1248 nucleotides long. Lineage: Eukaryota; Fungi; Ascomycota; Sordariomycetes; Hypocreales; Bionectriaceae. The record is from the annotation of a GenBank genome assembly.